AUGCAGAUCAAGAACCUCGCCCUCCUCUCCAUGGCCGCUCUCGCCGUCGCCGCCCCCAUGAACGACCAGGCUGAGUCCCCCGAGGACAUCCACCAGUUCAAGGAUAAGAUCCACUCCAAGAAGUGCCCCCAGAAGGAGUGCCCCAAGUCCACCACCAUUAUCACCACCCACUACACCACCAUCACCGGUACCAUCGCCAUCGAUGCCAAGCCCUGUGCUCCUACUCCUACCCAGAAGAAGCACUGCCCCAAGUGCGGUGACCCCAACUGUGGUGGUUGCUAA
Yarrowia lipolytica CLIB122 is the source of this 282-nucleotide messenger RNA. RefSeq lists its product as uncharacterized. NCBI's taxonomy places the organism in Eukaryota, Fungi, Ascomycota, Dipodascomycetes, Dipodascales. The record is from RefSeq and is a predicted model, not a curated record.